UGCAGGUCCAAAUUCAUUCUAAACUAGUACUAGCACUCAAUACUUUCCAAAUAAGCACUCAUCAAAAAAUCUGAACUAGAAACUUAUUGUUAUCUAAUUGUCUCUGAGUGAUUAACUAAAAAAGGAAUCUGUUUGGGCAUACACAUACCAAUAAAUAUAUCAACUAGGGACUUAAAAUGAGAGGACUGGAAUUACUCUGUCGACCUCAGUGGCUCUGUGGGAUUGCUUUCAUGCACCAAUUAACUCAAGCGGCAUUCCACCCAAUAAGAUCGACGCGGGUACGGUUUUCAGGAUUAGGCAGCAGCAGUGGUAGCAAGAACUACUACCGACCAAUCCCGGAAAAUGAAGGUAGAAUAUGGGCAGUAGGAGCUCAUCCUGAAUUUCAUCAUCCCAGAACCUCUGGUGCUAUUUUGGAAGUUCCCUCCACAAGAAGGAACACUGGACAGAUCUGCAUGGAGGGGCACCAGCUUGAUCAAACUUCUGGAAGUACCUCCAAUAACCACGGUUGCCGUAAAAGUGGCUUGGGCGGGGAUUCAAAGAGAGCCCGACUGGAAGUUAGGAACUGGGUGACAAAUGAAGAUCUGGAGAGCUUUUUGCAGUCUGAUGAGGAUCAACUAGUACAAAGCAACUACUCUGGAUCUGAGACCACUGGGAAUGGCUCAACUCUCAUGACACCUUCCCUCACAGAGCUAGAUUGGGACUUAAUAUGGAAAGAACUCAACACUGUGGGCCCAACUAUUGCCCCGCCAAUAGAGACCAAUAUUCCGGCACCAAGACCAAAUAGCAAACCAACACAGCCCGGCUCCUCUCUGGAGCAGCCCAAAUCUAUACGAUUGCCCCAAGAGGAUCCAAUGGAGGAUGAACUCAAUAAAAUGUUAAAGCAACAUCAGCCAAAUGGUAUUCACUCACCAUUAAGUGGAAUUGAGCCGCCCAUCAUCAGAAUCGAGGCCACACUUGACCAAAGAGAUGAGCCGGAAUACGCUCGACUGGCCGACCAGUAUGUCCAAGCGUUUGAACCAGAGAUCAGGAGUCUUGAAAAAUAUCAGUUUUGUCAAGACUUUUGGAUGGGCCAACCAAGUAAUGGAGUUGAAUUCCCCGAGGGUGGUUUGAUCAUUGGACCCUUGGACGGGGACCCCAAGGAACCAAUGGCAAUGAUUGUUCCCUUGAACUCAAGUGGAAGUUUAUUUGAAAUGAACAACUUACUGAUGGUGUUUAAAGAGCUUCACAAGUGGAUCAUCCACACUCAUGGCCUCCUGUGCAAGAGAUUCAAGACUGCGGCUUCUGCCCAACCUGACCUUCAAAGCCUGGAAUUCUGGCUGUUGGGGGAAAUUUUCAGCCCCAAGCAAGGCCUUCCAGUUAUUGGAAGAUUCUGUACCAAUAAACUUGCAAAUAGAAAUUUUGAGGCGGUGCAGGAGUGGGUUGUCAAGUACCUUGUUGAAAAGGAAUCAGCCUUGACUACCUCCUUAGCAAUUAUUGCAAUCUGGUUCAAGAACACUUGCCCCAAACAAUGGAAGAGAUGUUUCAGAGCAGAUGAUUACUUUUGGGCACAUGCAGCUACACUACUCCAGGGAGAAAAUCCUAGACACUUGAUUCAUCAGGAAACUGGACUAGUAAACAAAAAUACCAACAGUAUCAUUGUCAACACUGAAGACAAAAGCAGUUUCAAGGGAUACAAGAACAGAUUCACAAAUAUUUUUGUUGAUGGUGAUCCCAAGAAGGUGAAGAUAGGAAAUUUUCAACUUUUGGAUAUGACCUUGAACCCACCUCACAUACCCAAGCCAAAGGGAAGGAUGGCAAUGAUGAGUUGGAUGACUGGGCCACACAUGUGGAAGAUGGACCAGGGAUUAAGUGGUUGUGCUCAUGGUAUUCUAGAUCGACAUGCCGAAGUCAGUGCAAAUGAGCUGGGGGGAAUUCAGAGGUGGCACAAAGUCUUCCCAUUGGAGAGGGUCGUGAUUGCCCGAUUUCGAAAUGGUGCCUUGUGUGUACGCCACUUGUCGCAUGAGGGAGAUCAGGAAAUUUUGGAGCAACAGUGGUUUAAAAGGAAAUUGAGGAAAUUGCUAAGCCACAUGGACGCUAGCUCGCUUGCAAUUCUCACUGCGUUUACCUCUCUUUGUCCAGCGACCCUAACGGUGCCCCUCCAAGUGUCUUUCUUUGAAUUUCUUUCUCGCAAGCUGUUUGGGACAGCUACAGAACCAUUCUUCCCCCUCUUUGGGCCGCUGGACAAGACCAUAGCUGACCUAGCCACAUCCCCCGCCUUUGAUGAAGUCCAGCUUUACCUCCUCAAGGUUUUCCAUGAUGAGAGCCCUUUCAAGUACUUGGAAGCUGCGCUGACUCUCCUGGGAUAUUGGUUGAAGAAUGAAAACCAAUACUUUUGGAAUGAGCACAUCAAAUCAGACCAAUUUUACUCCCAAUUCAUCAUCUCAGCUCUCCCCAAAAGGUUUAACAACUUAAUCCAUGAUCCUCCCAAACAUAGAUGACCUUGGUCAAGGAAGCAA
This is a messenger RNA of Puccinia graminis f. sp. tritici CRL 75-36-700-3, 2495 nucleotides long. RefSeq lists its product as uncharacterized. The transcript has a single exon. The coding region runs from base 177 to 2477 and encodes 766 amino acids. NCBI's taxonomy places the organism in Eukaryota, Fungi, Basidiomycota, Pucciniomycetes, Pucciniales, Pucciniaceae. The record is from RefSeq and is a predicted model, not a curated record.